Messenger RNA from Spinacia oleracea (spinach), 1324 nucleotides. RefSeq names its product tubulin-folding cofactor B. Bases 257 to 985 code for a protein of 242 amino acids. Lineage: Eukaryota; Viridiplantae; Streptophyta; Magnoliopsida; Caryophyllales; Amaranthaceae. Gene Ontology annotation, molecular function: microtubule plus-end binding; alpha-tubulin binding. Gene Ontology annotation, biological process: cytoplasmic microtubule organization; post-chaperonin tubulin folding pathway; tubulin complex assembly. The transcript has 10 exons. Gene Ontology annotation, cellular component: microtubule plus-end; cytoplasm; nucleus. The record is from RefSeq and is a predicted model, not a curated record.
CACGUCGUUUUGGUCGGGCUCCAGUGCUCCACCAAUUUGCGCAAAAUCUCCCCUCUCUGCUCCCACUACUCAAAUAUCGCCGGAACAAAUCCUGAUCAACCACCGUCGCCAAGCCGCGUCGCCUCCGCCGCCUUCCCCUUUCCGACGUCCUUAUUCGCCGCUGUCGAGUUCGCCCGUCCAGGUCAGCAGCACGUCGACACUUGGUGGCUGCAUUGGUGGUGGUGAGGAAACAACAUUGAAAUAAUCUUCUGAUUUGAUGGCAUCUCGUUUGCAAAUUCAAGGGGAUGAGUCAGUCCUCUGUCAUGUUACACAUUCUAAUCUCAAGAGCUUCAAUGCUGAUGUUCGAUUUUCACUUCAGCUAACUGUGGAAGCCAUGAAAGAGAAGCUCUGGAAAAAAUGUGGUACUUCUGUAGAUUCAAUGUCCCUUGAGCUUUAUGAUGACACAGGUGCUAAAAUUGCUGAUCUGAGUGAUAAUGCAAGACCCUUUGGGUUCUAUUCUCCAAUGAAUGGAUGUCGGCUGCAUGUUGUAGAUCUUGACCCAGCAUCAGUAACUUCUGGUGGCUGGCUGGAAGACACAUCUUUGGUGGAGAAAUAUGAAAUUUCCGAUGAAGCUUUUAAAAAACGUGAUGGUACUUUCAGAAAAUUUAAGGAAAAGUUAGCUGUUCAAAAUCCUCCAGGUGCUAGUAAUAAGUUGCCUGACAAUUACAUGGAAGAUCUUUGUGCUAACAUCAAGGUGGGAGAUAGAUGUCAAAUUAAACCAGGAGACAAACGUGGUGUUGUGAAAUAUGUUGGCCAAGCAGAAAAUCUAGGCCCUGGUUUCUGGGUUGGAGUUCAAUAUGAUGAACCACUGGGGAAGCAUGAUGGAUUGGUAAAAGGAAGACGCUACUUCAAUUGUCCACCACUUCAUGGUGCGAUGGUUAGACCGGACAAAGUACAGGUGGGAGACUUCCCUGAACGAGAUCCAUUUGAAGAGGAGGAGAUCUAGAAGUGCCUCGCAACGUCGUCUAAAUUUUUGUAGUUUCAUCAAGUAUUUUGCUGAUGUUUUAUCAAUUGAGAGAACUACAUUGCUGAUUUGCUGACCUUGCUGCAAGAAAAUAGAUGAAGAUGGAAAUUUUCUAUCCUUUGUUUUUCGGGGUUGAGGUUUUGGUGCUGCUGUUGGUUUUCAUCCAAUUUCCAGUAUCUUUCUUUGCAAGAUGAUAUGUCUUGUCACCUAAAUUAAACUGCAAUUGGUUUGAUGAUUUGCAUACAUAUCUGUCUAUCAAUUAAUCAAAAUUGUACUUGCUUUUGUCCCUAGUCUGAAGCAUAUUUGAAGUGAUUGUAGAAA